This is a messenger RNA of Cinara cedri, 43747 nucleotides long. The record is from the annotation of a GenBank genome assembly. Lineage: Eukaryota; Metazoa; Arthropoda; Insecta; Hemiptera; Aphididae.
GGAGAUAAUCGGUGAGUGUGCGCGGCGUAUUACUCGACCGAAAUUUAUUGGAAAAAGGGUAUUGCAUAUAUACGGGCACGUAUGAUUUUCUAGUGUUGUUAUUAUUUUUCGUAUACGACGAUUGUGUAUGCGCGUGUGCGUGUGCGUGAACGCGAAUUUUGUGAUAUUUGUUAUUUUUUUAGUUAAAUUUUAUUUUAUUCUCUCCGUGUGCCGAUUCCCGGGAUAGAUUCGACCGAGAGGUGCGUCGUAACCUUUUGCCGUCCUAACCUCGUUUCGCGUUUUCAUCCGUUUUUUCCCGUUAUCGAACCGCCGAUUGUCGCAACCGCGCACGCAGUGUUCGCUGGCCAUGUCCGAUACCGGUGCGGACACCGUCGCGUACACCAGAAUAUUAUGUAGCAGUUAAAAGUGAUUAUGUACGCGGCGCGUUUAUUAUGUUCAAUAUUCGGUUUGCCGAGUGCGAAUGGCGCGGGCAUAACGUAGCUGACUCGUAUUAUUAUGUACGCUGGCGUUGACGGGUGGCGGCGGCGGGGUGUUGGCAAACGUUCUGCUGCCUGUAACGUCUAACAUGGCUGCUACGCACGCGGAAAAUCAGCCGGGCGGUGACGUGAACAAUCGCGACCAAGACAGGCCGCUGGAUGUGCCCGGUUUCCAGAACGGCAGCCACGAACGCAGGACGCCCAUGAGUAGCCUGGCGCCCGAAUCGCCCAAAGGUAAACAACAGCAGGUGCCAGUCAAUCACCACAAUUACGAUAAUAUGAGCAGUGGCAAUGGCGGCCCGCCAUACAGUCGACCGGAGCAUGGCGAUCAGCCGGUCAUCGACGGUGACAUGUCGAAAGCUAACAAUUUUGAACAAGCACCGCCCGAUAAAGAUGGCUAUCCGCCACCUCCCGGUGGUUACCGAAACAAUUUCGGUCACCAUCCGCCACCCUCGGAGCAGCAUCACGCCAACAGCAAUGCGGAAACUAACAGUUUCAACCAAUUCAGGCACUCUUAUCCCAAGUCAAUGAUGCGCGUGCCGACGGGACCCCCGGGUGCAAUGUUUCCCCAGCAUCGAUAUCAUGUCAUGUCUGGUCAGAGUAUAUCGCAGCCAACCGGACCAACACCUACGCUCAACCAGCUGCUACAGUCAUCUAAUCCAGCUACACGGUAUCAGAACAACUAUGGCAAUGAUGGUUCUCAACCACCGCCUGUUCAAAACCAACAACAUUACAACCAAAAUUGGCCACCACCUCAACGACAUAACAUGCCACCCUUUCCUCCUCAACAUGGCAUGCCUUACAGAAAUAUGCCACCAUCGGUAAGUUACAUUUUAUCAACUAGACAAUUAUGGCUUUGCAAAGUUUACACCUUAACCUGCAGUCUCUGUUAAAUCCAUCCUAAAUAGCUUUGAGAACUCGCCAUGUAAAAAAAUUGUUUUCUCCAAUGGAUUGUAUUCAGUAAUAAUUAGGGAUCUCAUAAACACCUACAUAGACCAUUAUUGGUAUUAUUGAACUAGGUAAUCUAAAUUGGUAAUAGAUUUGAAAAUUGAUUUUGGUAAUAAGUGUUCCAAAUAUUGAAAAUCUUGAAUUAAAGUUGGCAGUUCAAUUUCUUUGUAUUACCCUGCAACUUAUUAAUUUUCACUUAAAAAUAUCAAUUCAACUCUAAUUUUCGAAUGAGAACAAAUCAAACAAAAUCAAGUCAUCAUACAUGUUAUGUAAAUUCAAUGUGACUAAUAGUGACUGCUGCCAAUACAUAAUAGACAUACCUGUCUAAUAUGUUGACUUGCGUUGAGAAUAUGUUGAAAUAUUUUCAUUUUUCUUUAUAAGUGCUAAGCACUUUACUUGUAUAUAAAUUAAAUCCAUAAACAAUUAAAAUCUCAAAUAAAUUCGAUUUUGUAUACAAAUACACGUUACAAAUCAAUUAUAUUAUUUGAAACAAAUUUUCAAUUUAAUCAAUAAUCAAUUGUUUGUACUUACUUUUUUUUAAAAAAUUUGUACGUACUUUUUUAAAAAUAGCGAUAUUUUAGUUGCUUUCAUCUUAUAUUUGUGCCUUCAUAUUUUCACUAGAGAAUUAUUCGUUAAAAAUUAAUUGUAACUAUAUAAUGCAGAAGCGGUCAAACGAGGUGGGAGAAGAGGGUAACGCACCAUGGCCUAUUCCCAGUCCUAUUUCCGUUAAAUAUUUUUAAUAGUAUUAAAUUUUAUUGCCCAUUUAUAUAUGUGGAACUAUAAUUUGGAUUAUUAUAAUUGUUUAAAAAUGUAAAAAAAAUCACCCUCACUUUUAUGCCCUCGAAAUAUAAAAGCAAUAAUUUUUAAUCUCGAAAUAAUGUGUUAUUCAUUAUCUCCAACAAUAUUAUCAUUAGUCAUUUCCAGACAUAAAAAAAAAAAAAAAUGUAGUAAAUGUUUUGUUUAAUGAAGUAAUAAAAUUUAUCACUAACUAGUUGGUUCUUCGAAAAUUGUUUUUUAUAUCAUUUUAAAAACCACAAUAAAUGUUAACGAAUUAAUAGGUAAUUAAAGUUUGAACAUUAGGUAUCACCUUACCAUGUUACCUAGGUAUUUAAUUAUCGACCGUUCGGUAAUAACCAUUUAAUAACUCGUAAAACGAAAUCAAUUCAAUUACCGUUUUUUUCAAACAAUUCUAAUUAUUAUGUUUCUCUAACGGGACGCGUUUAUUGAAAUAAUUUUCCUCGUCUGUCGCGUCGUCGAAAUUAUAAAAAAAAAAAAAAAAAAAAGACUUCCAAAGACUGAUGAAAACCGAGGUAGAAAUCGAUCGAGAAAACGUGAGUUUAAAAAAAAAGUCCUUUUCCCUAGUUAUUAAUAUUUACGAGAUUUAGUAUAAAUAAAUUAUAAUGAGUAACUUUGAACGAUCGUUUUUUUAAAUUUUAAAAAAAAAAAUACCACAUUCGAUACUGUUGUUGGUUUUACGCGAAUUUUGUGUUUUUCGUAGUAAUUUUCAUGUCCGUUUACGUUUUCUCGCGAGCCGAAUUUUCGUAUGUUAUAAUAUUAAUUGCAUAACGUAUAAUAUUAGAUAUUAAAUCGGUGUCAUUUAGAUAAUUAUUAUUAUAUUUUUUUUGUAAAGAUAUAAAUAAUACGAUAUUGAUUCGAGAACGACCGUUUUUCAAAGGUAUUCCGUACACAAUAAACGGCUACGUAUGCGUCGCGUCUGUAUCGGACCGGCUUUCAAAUUAGAGACCCCCCGCAGUAGCCAUUAAUGACGGUAAUUAUCGUUGUACAUUCCGUGUUGCGAGAACAUUUUGAUUGAGAAAUUGACAACGGAUAGAUAUCGGUGUGUGUGUGUGUGUGUGUGUGUGUGUGUGUGUGUGUGUGUGUGUGUGUGUGUGUGUUAUAGAAUCGCCGGAAUAUAUUUGCCGGUGGUAAUUUAUACGUUAGAAAUUAUUCGCGAUAAAAACGACGACUGGAAUAACCGCGGAAAUUUCGUAAAAUCCGUUUCGGAAACGUCCCGCCGACAAUGUUGUGGGCGCGCGUACCUAUAACGCGUGAUAUCGUGUGCCGAACGUCGAUAACGUUUUAUCGCGGUACCCAGUACAAUAUUGGUUUUUUUUUCUUUUCUGCAUACUAUUACGAUUAUUAUACCCCGGGUGUUGUACGAAUUCGUGACGCGCCCGCGUGGCGACGACGAUGGACAACGACCUAUAUCAAUAAAAUAGUAAAUCGUAGGCUCCCCCCCCCCCCCCCCCCCCCCCCCCCCCCCCCCCNCCCCCCACCCACCCGCGGACCAUCUCCGUUUGAUAGUGAUAAUUACGCGCGGAAUGAAUAAAACAAACGGCGGGUAAUCGACGGCGAUUCCGAGAGUACUCGGAUUUGCCGCCGCCGCGCGAGUUCACCUCCGUCGUUCGGCCGAGGAUCCGUGCGUAAAUACCUAUAUUUUCGAAACGUUAAAAAUUAAUUCCGGCCGGAUAUCGCCUGGGCGGCGGCGGCAGCAGCGGCAGCGUUACGGGAAUUUCCGCGCGUUAUUAAUAAAUCGGGCGUUGUAAAGUUAUUUAUUAAUAUUAUCGGGGGAUGUCCGAAUCCCGAGCAGCCGGCAACCGGCACGAGACGACCGACGCCGGCCCCGCGUGUGUGGCGAUAAAAAUAUUGUAUUGUCGUUAUCGCCGUCGUGUCACACGCGGUCUUCUCGUCGUCGGCCCGUCGAAUCUAUUCGCCGCACGGUUGGACUGGCUGGCGGCCGCCGCGGCGGAAUGGAGUCGGUCACACGAUACACGCCGCGCUUGCCGCCGACACACCGCGAUAAUAAUAAUACGAUAUAUUUUACGCGGUAAUUGUCCUCCUGUGCGUGCGCAACUGCAUAUUAUUAUUAUAUUUUUUUACACACGCGGUUGUCGUAUAUACAUAUGCGCCGCCGCCGCCGCGUCGUUUUUAAUUACGUCGGGCACAAACGAUCCGCGGGUGUCUCGCGCGGUCCACAAUGUAAUAUCGUUGCGAUCGUUUUCGCGGACCGGAGACAAUAAAACCCGCGAUAUAUUACUCGUGUAUCGCGGUGCCCGCCGUACGACGAUCGUUUUUUAACCGCCCGUCCGCGUCGUUCGCAAGUCGGUCGGAGGAGGAUAUUAUUUUGAUAACCGCGGCGGCGGCGGCGGCGGCAUCGGCGGUCGCCGCCGCCGCCGUCGACGCCGCCGCUAACGAUCGUGUGUGUCGUGUGUGCGUGCGUGUGCCGGUGCGAUGCGGCGCGCGCGAUGAUAAUACGCGCGAGUAUUAUUCGAUCGCGUCCGAGGCGUGUCGUAGAAGGUACGCGCGCGGAUAUACUCGCGUCGAUAAAGAAAUGAUUAUAAAAAAAAAAAAAAAAAAAUACACGUUAAUUUCUUAAUCGGAUAUACAAAAACCGGGGGACGGGGGGAGCGGGCGAAACGUAUUAUUAUUUAUAUUAUUACAAUUACGGCGAUGACACAUUUUCGACGCGGUAUCCGCACGCCGGUGGAAACAAUAAUAAAACGAUUAUUAUUAUUAUAUUAAUACGCGAGCGCGCGCGAUAAAACGAUUAUUAUUCUAUUAUUAUGUGUGUGUGUGUGUGUGUGUGUGUGUGCGUGCGUGUGUGUGUGUGUGCAUUCGACGGCACGACGUCCGUACGCCUCUCGCCCGUCCGCCCGCUCGUCCGUCCGUCCGUCCGUCCGCCCGCCGCGGGUAUCGUUGGGUUGUUUUACGACAAAAACCAGCCGCCGCGGCCUCCGUAUAAAUUAAUAUUGUAUACCUAUCCCGCGAACGUGUUUAAUAAUAAUAAUAACAAUAAUAUACGCGCACGCCGUAUACAUUAUAACGUAUUUAUAUAAAUUAGAGACGGUAAUUGAUUCAUUCAUUAGCCCGCGGAAUGCGCCCAAAUAUUUAUUUUUAGUAGAGACGCGUUCGUCGUCCCCGUGACUGGUGUCGCGUCCCCGCGCCUCUCCGCGUCCCGAUAAUCGCGCGUUAAUUUAUAAACGUCCUCGUCGUCGUCGUCGGCGGCGGCGGCGACGGCGGCGGGUAAGUUAUUAUUAUUAUUAUUAUUUUAUUAUCGUGUACAUAAUACACAUACAACACACUAUACCUACCCACCACCACCGCUAUUGUUGUUGAGUGUAUUUUUUUCUUCUUUUUUUAUCGUGAAUAUUUCUUAUCGUCAUUGCGUAUCCUACCGCAGCGCAGAUCUCUUUAAUCGAAAUCCGCCCCGUCCCGCCGUCGGUAAAAUCGAUAACUCAAUUUUUUUCGCGUACGCACGUUAUAAUAACACUAUAUUACCUACCCGGCGUGACGCGGCUCCUAAAAAUAAUAUUAUAUUGUACGGGGGGGGGGGAGGGGAAAUCGGUAACAAUUAUUAUUGUCGUUUUCUAUCUCUCCGGGGGGAAGAAGGGCCGACGACAACAAAUGAACAGAAUAAAAAAAUCGUAUUACGAAUAUUAUAAUAUAGUAUAAACAAACAAAAAAAAAAAGUAAAAAAAUUAUCAUGACGCGCGCGCCAUAGCCUUUACAGUCCUCGUCAAUGGGUUUUUUUUUUAAUUUUUUAUUCCCGUUUCUCUCCGCUGUAUAUUUCUCCGUUUCUCUUUCGGUCGCUUUAGAGUGUGUGUGUGUGUGUGUGUGUGUGUGUGUGUAGCGCGCACGCCGGGCUUUGUUGGAAACGGGCUACGCUCUACGCUUCGCAACAGCGACGGCGAAGCGGCAGCCGCGCGGCAUUCACUUCGUUUCGUUUUCCUAUCGCGCGGCAGCUGCGUGUUGGAUAUAUAGGAUGUAUACGUCGGUCGUACAGUGCGCGUGUAUAUAAUAUAUAUAUAUAUUUUUUUUUUUUAUUCCUAGUGUACGCCGCUCGUUUCUCGACGCCACGCCCACAGCAUUGCCCCGUUGCCACGUUGUGCACCGGUGCCGCGUUCGCGUUAUAUAAUGACACUACGGCUGCCCGAACGGCAACCUUGAGUCGGGAAGGAAAAUCGUAUAUUAUCGCGGGGGGCCAACGCCGCGGCGUUGCGCUGGGAAAUUUUCUUCUUUUUUUUUCCAUUCUCGUUCUACUUCUUGUUUCUUAUAAUAUUAUUAUUAUUAUAUAUAUAUAUUAUACGUUUUUUUUUCAAUACGUCAUAUUUCGAGCGAAAAAAAAUCGCUUUCCAAAAAAAAAAAAAAAAAAAAAAAAAAAAAAUAAAAAAAAAUAAAACUAAAACCUUUUCCGUUUUCCACAAUGCGCGCGCAGGCGUACCGAUAAAAUGUUAUUAUUUUUACACGGACAGCAUAAUAUCGGUAUUAUUUAUUCGGUAAGGUAACGCGAACGGCAAUGCGAAUUUCGUUCACGUUCAAAACUCCACUGCAACAGAGUAGCAGCCAGUAGCCGACGCGAUGAACAACGACGGCGGUUUUUUUUUUUGUACGGGGGAAAAAAAAAAACGAAAUAAAAAUCUUACGAAAUAAUUUCCAACGGUUUCCGUUGUCGGAAUUCUCCGGCGUUCGAAAUUAUAUUAAACGCCGCCGGUACACACUAUUAUAACUUUAUAAGUUUUAAUAUAAAUUCGUUCUUUAACGAGAACGGUUCGAUAUUUUAUUUAAAAAAAAAAAAUACCGCCCAGGUUAUUACAAUUUGUUCGCAAUUAAGUUAGGUGCUAUUACUUGAUCAAUUUGUUUUUUUUUUUUUUUUGCAAUAUAUAAUAUAUUUUCCGUUAUAAUUUACUAUACACGUGUUUCUAUCGAAAAAUUCCGGCGGAAAUGUUCGUAAAAGAAAUCUAUUAUUUACGAAUUUAUAACAAAAAAAAAAAAAAAAAAAGAAAUAAAAAUAAUAAUUUCGGAUUCGUGUAAUUAUUACGUUAUUAAUUCGUUCGAAAAUUUGUCGUCAGCUUUGUAAUUUUAUCGUUUUCGUUGGAUAAGCGUGUAUUAAAUUCGAAUACUCUGAUCUAAAUGCAGCGUUUUUACGAUUCGUCUUACGGUUCUCUAAAUUCCGUGUCUCAUUCCGCUGUUUAAUAAAGUGGUUCUUUGUAAAUGCCCAGUUGGAGGUUCUUUUCAUUCGACGACAGUCAAAUGCCUGUAGUAUUUUAUUAUUAUAACAAUAAUACGCUACACCGUUAACUGUGUUAAAUGAUCUAUUAUUAUGUAAUUCAACUGAUGAUAUCAUAACAACACUAUCAUAAUAUAGAGGAUGUGUGUUCCUAGUGAUUUACUAUUUGUACUACCAAUUUACGCUUUCGUUGUGUGCAAUAAUAAAUAAUAUAUUCUGUGGAAACUAAAUCCAGUGCUUGUAAAAAAAUAAUUUUAAAAUACCUAGUUCGGGAAACACGUGCACGAAAAAUUAUUCAGUCGUGUUUUGUUUAAAAUAAUACAUAUCAAAUACAUUUCGGGGGUUUUAUAGCAUAUUUUCUAUACUAUAAUUUCUUACGCGGAACGCUGCACGCAUAUUUCCGUAUUUUUGUCGUUGUACAUUUUCUUUUAACGCUGGAAAUUCAAAACUCGAGAAUUUAAAAAAUAAAAAAAAACAACACGAGACUUAUCUCCGAAUUCUGUUAUCUGUGAAUAAUAUUAUCUAAUCGGCAUUAAUAAAAUUGUUGAGAUUUUUAACCGCACGUUAAUCGUAUAAAAUCUGAUAAAAUUCCACGGUGCUGUUGUAAAUAAAAUGCGUGAUUACAGAUUUAGGUAAUGUGACACAUUCUAUUCGUUUAUUAUGUUCAACACGAUUUGUUGAUAAAUUAGAUUCAAAUAAUUACCGUAAACUAUUCUUGCUAUUAUGUUUUUUUUAACGUCUAUACAAAUUAUUAUUAUUCGCCUGUAAAUCGAAUAUGUCAGUGGCGUAUGUAGAAUGCGUUUAUGGGGGGGGGGUUAUUAUUUAUAUAUUGUAUAAUAUACAAAUGUUUAUAAAAUUGUAUUCUUUUUUUGGUAUUUAAGGCCAUGUCACAAUUAAAUUUUACUUAUGGGGGUUAUACCCCUAACACUCCUCCCCUCCCACCGUCGGUACGCCAUUGGUACAAAUACAAACCUAGGUAUUAUAAUAUUUCCGAAACACUAGAGUUUUGAUCAAUAUAUUUUAAACUUCGAAAAACAAAUAGAAAUCCCAAUGGUCGAUUUCAUAUUCCUGGGUUAUAUUUAUAUAUAUACUUAUACAAUUUUAACUUGACAAACUUUUGAAAUUGUAUCCUAUACGAUGAUAUAAGCGACGUAUAUCUUAUAUAACUUGGUAUACAGAUUACAUAUUAUCACUAGUGUGUAUAUAAUGUAUUUAAUGAUUUUGUUGUGGUAGAUAACUAUUGAAAAAAAAAAUUGUUAUUAUUAUUAUAAUAAUUUUUUGUGUGUUUAUAAACACGUAAUAAUUUUUAAAGAUACGUAUAGAUACCUACUACUUGACAAAUAUUCAUCUGAAGCUAUACGUUAAAAUAUACUAUUUGUUAAAAAUAAAAUAGAUGUUCCAACAAGAGUAUUCUAAUUAAGUGAAUUAUGUUUGCAAGUACAACAUUUAUUAGCGGCCAAAAAGAUAUUACAACAUUAUUGUUUUUUAUUUUUCUUUAAAAAUAAGUUACCAAGUGAUAUAAAUUACGUGAUAAAUUACUCUGUAAAUUAUCAUACUUAUGAAUAUAUAUAUAUUCUUAUAUUUUGCAUUUUGAGUACAUUUAAGUAUUUAGAUGUUUAUUUCAUUGUUAAAAUCUUCGCUCGAGUGAUUAUUAUUCUUAUUUGAUAUUAUUAUUAUAAUAGUGUCAAAUUUAAGUUUGUAAGUACUAUCGUGUAUUUUACAAAUGUGCCUACAAUAUGAUGAACGUUGAAAAAAAAAAACAAUAAUAAUACGUGUGUUUUUAAUGGGCCUGUUAAAUUUUUCGCAUCCGAGUGAUCCAAUUAUGACCGAUAAGAAUAAUCGUGACGUACAUUAUUAUGCACACUAAUCGCGCGUAUUUAAUGUUUACGCGAAUACUCUCGGCGCUGGGCGGUGUGUUCCGACCGAAACCGAAAAAAAACAAAAUCGAAAACUGGGCGAGGACGCGCGGCCUAAAAUUCCCACCGCGGAUAGGCCACUGUGGCUACAGCUGCGGGCUGAAUAAAGUGAUCUUAUAUUCUUGUAAAUGAUAUUAUCAAGUCACUUCCAGAUUAGACGUAUAACCGAAAUUUAUUAUACUAUAACGUAAACUAUAAAUACGACCCGUUCGAAACGAAUAAAACGCGCGACAAUUUAAGCAAUUUAUUCGAUUUUAACUUUGUCUCCACGACAAUCGAAAUUCUUGUUUAGAAAAAAAAACAAAAAAAAAAAAAAACAAACAAACAAACAUCGCGAUUUAAACGGAUCACGGUGAAACACGUCGGCCAAAACCGAGAGAAGUUUACGGGCAAAAACCGACGGUGAAACGCUACUGCAGUUUUUAUAUCUGUCGAAUUGAUUUUAUUUAAACGCGACGGUUUUAUUGUGACGAUGAAAAACCGUCGUAUUUUAUUACAAUGUGUAUGUGUGUGUGGGGCGGGGGAGGGCUUGAGAUAUGCUAUGUGAUUUAUUUUUUAAAAAACUGACAUAAUACCUUCGCACCGCGGGUAAAGGCUGUCCUCCAAUAAGUCCUCAGACAAUCCAAAUUAUUUAAAACUAAAUCAUUUUUCUAACCAUUUUAAGAAUAAAAAUUCCGAACGAAACAAAAAAAAAUUAUUAGUAUUUUACCCAAAAUGAAUGCAAAUAUUGUCAGAUAAAAUUCGAAUGAAAAUAAAAAAUAAAAAAAAAUUGGAUAAAUAAUGACCAUCUGCGUAUUUCAAAAGAUUUCCCACGGUUUCCAGAGAUUUCCGGUGUUUUCAAAUCGAAAAUAAAAUUGUAUUAUUGUUUGUUCUCUGGUUUGUUCGUAUUUUUCGAGUGAACGAUAUUUUAGCUAUUUUAGUAAAGACCCAUCUAUAUGGGUCAUAGUUAAUAUACAAUUUGUAUUUUAUAAUAUCACUAUUAAAUUAUUUAGUAAAAUUGUGUACUCGGGUGUAAUAAUAUUUACCCGGUACGGCCAAUGGGGGGGGGGUUAUCAUAUUUGUGUGAAGCAAAUAAUCGUUGAAAAAUUUUUUUAAAUUUGUUUUAUAGUAAUUAUUCGUGUAUAAUUGCAAUUGUGUGCCAUUUAAUAUAAUUCGUAUUAAUUGCAAUAUCCUUCGCCUUGAAUUUAUUUAAAGUUUUAAAUUACGAUAAUUAUAGAUAAACCGGAAUAUUCGCACUCGAAUUCUCGGGAAUUUUUUUUUUUUUAAUUGUACGCGUCAGUCCGCGGUUAAUUUCGCAUACCUAAAUCUUGGUAUUUUUUUUUUCUGUAACAUGCGAAGAACGCGAUAAUGGUUCUAUAAUGUUUCGUGCUUGUGCGUGUGAUAACGAUGAUAGUAAUACCAUCAAUGUGUAAUUCAUACUGUUUACGGAAUACUAUCGUUCGCAGCGCCGUGCCGCCGGCACUUGUGUUUUAUCGUCGAUCGGUAUAAAUCGUGGUGUUCAAUCAACACGAUGAUAAUAAUAAUAAUAAUAAUAAUAAUAAUGAUUUCGGCGUAAUCCCGUCCGUUUAAUCAAUUAUUCGAAAUCGGGUUUUUGUCGAAAUAUUCCGCGAUCGCACAUUCCCCCCCCCCUCUUCCUUCCCCGUCACGCCGGUAUUACGGUAUAACGUUGUGAUAAUAUCGUUAUCGGCGUUGACGUGUCGUCGUCAUAACGAUAUCGUAAAAAUAAUAACAUAGGCACUCGUCUCGGUGCAGUGGGCGGCGUCGGACCUUGAGUAUUGCAUCGAUAGGUUGUUGGCACAAUAAUAAUGAUAACAAUGCGUUCUGUGCAGAACAUAAUAAUCGUAAUAAUGCGAUGUGUAUAACGAUCGUAUAGUAAAUAAAUAUUGUGCUUUAAUGUACGGGAACGCCGUAUAAUAUUACUGUGAUUUACCCAAUUAAAGUGCGCCCGAGAUACGUCACUGUUAUCAUCGGCGGCGGCUAUGAUGUCAUCGAUGCCCCGGCGAUUAGUCCGAACCGCGUUUUAUAAUAUUAUUAUUAUAUUAGUUCGCGUUUUACAAAUAAUAAUUAUUGUCGUUUUUAUCGGUAAGGGAAGUAAUUAUUAUUUAUUCUUCUGCGGAUUGUUACGAAACGAAUAACGCCGCGCAAAACGACGACAACGAAUAAUGACGUGUUAUAAUGUUCACGAGUUUUACAUAAUAACAAUAAUAAUAAUAAUAAUAAUUAUGUUAUUAUUCAGGAGUCGUGACCGUUAGUGGGUCGUGCAGGCAGCAGGUACACGGGUAGUAAAAAUCACACCACCGUGUCGUUCGGUCGUCGGCGGUGUCCGUAGGCAGUGGUUUUUUUUUUUUUCUCAAUUUUUUUUUUUACUUUCUGCCGCGGUGCGGUCGUACGGCGGGUAGUCGUUGACGCGUGCGCGUGUCGAUUAUCGAAGAAUACCUUACAUAGGAAACGUAGUAAUCGACGGCGAUCAAAUCGUGUUUUCUAAUAAUAAUAAUAAUAUUAUUAUCAACAGAGUCCGCCGCCCGCGCGAUCAACGCGCCCACUAAACAAUAACAAUCGCAGGGUAAACCGCUGAUUAAUAUCGCGGCGUACCCCGGAUUCCAGAAUACCGUGAUUUGUCCAUAACGGUUGACGAGCUUUUCUUUAAAAUUCCCCGUAAGAUUAUCAACGAUUUCUUCCAUACGACUACCAAACACCAUUCCAUGUGUUGUUUCUUAAUUCAUCUGCGAUGGCAUCGGUGUUGUUCUUUUUGAAAUCCGAAAAUCUCUGAUGGCAUCGAAGAUGGAUGGCUUUAUCCACGGUUUCCGAAGAUAAGGUCGGACAACCAUCCCUUAUCAGCAUUCCGCCUAGUGAGGCGAAUUAAUUUCCAAAUUGUACCACUGCACAAUUGAGCGCUGCACCGCAGACUUAUUUUGAAAUUAUGACAUUAUACUACUUUAAAAUAACCUCGAACCACAAAUAUGUACAUUAUACUAGAUACUCGACUCCGUAUAUUAUUGUAUGCUUAGAUAUGACGUCAGUUGCCAUUUGCAAAUAGGUUAAUGUUUGUUAAAAUAUACUUUUCUUUGGAAAUACCUAUAGGAUUUGUCUACCUAUAGGGUAUUCACAAUUCUCAUGUUUCCAAUUAUUCCAAUUAAAUAGUUUUGUAUAUUUUUUCGAGUGAAUUAUUAAAAGAUUCAUCCAGAAUUGUAUUUUAACAAGUACCUAUGUGUAUUUUUGUAUUUUAACAAGGUUUUUUUUUUAUACAUAGGUAUUUUAAGUUUUUGAAAAUCUGGACAUUUUUUUUAAUCUCUGUUAUCUUUAUUUUUUUUUCUUAUCUUUUUGUUGCGACAAUUUCCUCAUUCCCAUUAUAAUAUAAUACAUCACAGUCAAUGACAUUACAUCCCCACCACGACUUGGACAUAGGAAAUUUAACGAAAUUUUUUAGACAUCAAAUCUGUGAUGAUUAGUUCAAAUGCAUGCCUGAAUGAAAAAUGUUUUAUGAAACUAUAUACAGUUUUUUUUUUCAUGAAAUCAAAAAAGAAAAUGUUUGAGUGUAUCAAACGUCCCUUCGUUUUCAUAUUAACCAAUGAAUAACACAUUUGUUCAGAAUAAACUUGUGAUGUUACAAAAACUGACUUACAAGUAUUGCAAUCACCAAUGCAUUUCAACAUUUGUUUAGAUACCCUAUAAAAGUAAUUAAUGGUAAAUGUAUCUCAAUAUUUUGUUACAUACCAGUUAAAUAAUAUGUUAGAAAAUCUAUUACUUUAGCCUUUCUAUAAUUGUAUUCACAACAUCUUCAUUAAAUUCCUAACUUUUCCCUUUAAUUAUUGUAUUAAUUUUGUACUUUUAAGUUUUCAACUAAAUUUGACUUCUUUGGUUUAUAGAUAGCUUUUUUCAUAUGGACCUAUCCUACACUUGCACGUCAAAUAUAUUUACUGAGCAAAUAACAUUUCCUAAUUUAUCAAUAAUAUCAAUUGAUCUUAUUAUUAGGUCAUUCCGAAAAUGUUUUUCACAAAUAACCACCGUCGAUAUCAUCACAGAAGGAACACAUGGAUUAUUUGUACAUCGAUUUCCAUUAGUGAUUUACCCUCUGUGAUGAUAAUAAUACUCCGUGUACCUACUAUCUGUAUUAUCGUUAUGGUUUGUGCCCCUCGAGACGAUGUCCGACACUUAAUUGUUGUCGUUCCGCAACACAUAAUGUCACGUGUUACGAUUAAUGUUCGACAAUCAGAUAAUGUCAGAUUUUCGGUCAGUAUGUCGAAUAUCCGGCCGUUGAUUAAUAAUAAUAUUGUCGAGUGAAUCGCAGCCUAUUAUCAAACUAAAAAGUAAGAAUAUUAUCUGUGUCGGUUGGUUUUUUUCUCGAUAUUUUAGCUUUUUAGCGAGAAACGAUCUUAAAUCUACUGAUAUAUUUUUAUAUGAGCAAUGUUCUUACCGUUAAUAGAGACCAUAGUUGGCUAAUUCAUUCCAAUAUCAAAACUUUGGGAACAAAAUACGUACCAAUAUAGGUACGUAUUAUAUGGUCAGCCAAAAUAAUAUAUUAUGUCUGGUAUAUGUAUUUUGAACAUACUUUUGGUGGUUCCCUCUGGACCAAAAGGACUCGGGAAUUGCAGGUAUUUUUUAUAGGCGGAUUGAAAUAGUACAAUUUUGGUUGAAUUUCACCACGUUGGAUUCCUGGAGAAAAAAGUGUUUUUUUAGCUUUGCACUCUCCUAUAUCCUAGCCUAUAUCAAAAUAAAGUCAGGGGAUAACAUUUUGUGUGUAUGCAUCGUGUAAGUAUCAAGAAUGUACCUUUUAGAGGUUUCAUCCACAUCCCCGGCCAUUUUUGUGUUCAGAUUUCACGUUUUUACAGGCCAAAUACCCUUACAGACUCGUAAUAUUAAAUAACUCUGUUGAAAUGUGUAUACGCAAAUAGAAUUGUUGCGAAGGAUUUGCCUUUAGAAUGUUUGAACUUUCUACCACCGACCCCACCUGUCGUACCGAAAAUCUCGUAAACUAUUUUACUCGUUUUGUUGAAACAUUUUUUGCGUGUGCGUGUAAAAACGCGAAAUUUGUCGACCGAAAAUCUCACUCCGAUCGAAAACUUUGUAGAGGAACUUGGUCGUGGGGUUUUCGUUCCGGGGUCGGUGCAUCGUCGCGCAGGCGAUUCGGAGAAUCGGAACGCAUUGUCGAUGUCGUUCGUACGUUGUAGUUUAUUGUUGUAGAGAAUUUGUCAAAAUCGACUUGCCGGGUAACCGACGACAUUAUUAUAGUGUACACAUUUGUAAAACGCGCGUAUAAUAAUAUAUAGGUCGUGGAGUCGACGGUACAGUUGGCUAGUUGUAGUAGUAGUAGUAGUAGUAGUAGUAUUAGUAGUAGUAGUACAGUCCCCUGCGGCCUUUUAACAUUCGCGCGCGCGGCGUUGUUUAUAACGACCGCGGAAAUGCACGUCGGCUAUCGUUUCCGAUUCUCGGUGUGUAUCCAGUCGCGAUCCUACAUAGUUUAUUAACCCAGAUUUAUGUACAUAUAUAUAUGUACGAGCGAAUGAGUAUAUGUUUGUGUAUACAUAUAUAUAUAUAUAUAUAUAUAUAUAUAUAUAAUAGUAUUAUGAUUAUACGAUUAUACAAAUGUGUGUGUGUGUGCGUGCACAACUGCCGCGGCGGAGAAGAAAGAGGAGGGAACGGCGUUUGUUUAUUGUACGCCGCACACGCAUUAUGUACGCGCCCAUGCCCUUACCCAACAACACGCCGCCGCCGCCGCAAACACAUAAUAAUUAUAUAUAUAUAUAUACACACACACACACAUAUAUAUAUAUAUAUAUAUACGAAUAUCCACACGUAUUGACGAGAGUGUAACUACUACGUUUUAUUAGAUUAAAAAAAAAUAAAAAUAAAAAAAAACAACGCGUCACACGGCGAAUACUUUUCGAACCCACGUUUUAUUUUUAGAUAAUAAUAACAUAAUCGUUAUUAUUAUUAUCAUCAUCGGUACGCGCGCGUACCUUAUAACAUUGUGACGGUGCGGUGCCGGUGUAGUGUAGUAUAGUAUUCGAAAGUAAAACGGAUCUAAUAUAACAAAAAAAAAAAAAUCCACGUAAAAAUCGAACGCGAAAGAACGCGUGCCGACCUCCUCUUCUCCACGGUCCGCCGCGGUGACAUCGUAUUUUCGAAUGGUCGGCAAUCGGCGUGGUGCCGUCGGGGUGUGUGCGUGGUGUGGUGGACGUUUCUUCCCGGUCCUCUUGACACGUUCGGGCGCUAAACAAUUAUAAAUACGUCCGGAUGCUGAUUUUGUUCCGUCCACCGGCUCUGUAAUUCAAUGAUACAGAUGCCUGAUAAACACAACAUUACGCGCAUUACGUACCGAUAGGUUUUUAUUACGCGUAGAGUAUAUUUCGCUAACUUUUUUUCUAGGGGGGAAAAAAAAAAACACCGCGCCCUAAUAUAAUAUCGCUGUGAUAUAUUAGACUGCGACACAUCGUAGACGGAGACGGCCGAUAUAUCGAAAAUCCAUCAGUAAUUUCCAAAGUUAUUAAUAUUUUUACUUAUUUUUCUCUACGUUUCUCAUUUGUGUCGCACCGUAAUCACAGUCCGCUGUCCGCUAUUUUAUCGUCCGUCCACAAUCCCGAACAUACACCGUGCAGUUGACGUUUUUGAUUAACAUUCGGACAGAAACCGUGUUCGAAAUAAAAUACUGUCGAAACGAAUCAAUAUUCAAUUACGUGUUAGAACAUAGUCCGCACUUGAAACCGAGUGCCAUAUUAUCACAAAUAACUGAAAUGCUUGUGGAAAAAAAAGGGCACGUUACACAUUAUUAGUUCGCUAUUUCAAAAUUAUCGGAAUUCGGAUCAAGGAAACACGAUGUAAUUAUCAUACAAAACCAGACUUAACACACAUAUUAUUUUGUAUAUAUGUUUUGCAUUUUAACGCUAGAACGUGGUAUCUUUUUAGGGAUAUCGUCAAACGUUCUGCGGCUUUUGAACACCGUACCGAUAAAAAUGCCCAAUUCGUGUACCGCGGCCGGUGUAUGCGUGUCCAUAGAGUAAGGAAUGCUAUUAUGUAUGGUGAAGUGAAACAUUUAAAUGAAAAAUGUUUAGAGUGAUAAAUUGAAAAUCAUCAAACUUUAUUUUUUUAAAUUGAAAUCGAAAAACAGAUGUACAUAUCAAUUAAAAAUGUAUUUAACAGUUCUAGCGAUUUAUCUAUAUCCAAUAAGCAUGCUUGUGGCGGAAAUAGAUAAUUUAUACAUGCAAAUUACAAGAAUUACAAACAGUAGUCAAGAUUUGUGUAUACAAAAUACAAUUAUUUAAAUAUAAGGUAACAUUUUUCACAUCAUUUAAAAACUAAUUAUGAAACUAAAUAUCUCGAGUACAUGAAAUAGGUAAAAUGCACAGACAUUUUUUCAUUUGAAAUGGUAGCUAAAUGCUAUAUGCUUGGGUUUUGGUAUAUUAAUCGGAAUAAUUAUUGUUGUACGAUUACUCAAUCUGGUUACUGAUAAAGAACCGUUAUCAAAACUUAAAAAUAUUAUCGUUAUACCUUACACUAUUAUGAAUAUUAAUUGAUAAUAUAUAAGUUUAAAGUGGUAGAUGGUACCAAAUGUAAAAUUUCUCAAAAUGAGCCGCAGCGUUGUUUUCCAUCUAAAUACUUCACCUACAGGUACGUAUGACCCACCCCGUGAUGUGUCGUUUGUUGUUGUUUCGUCGUAAAAACUGUAUUAUUAUUAUCUCCUUGACACUGAGUUGGUGACCGGUGCAACGUAAAACACAUUAUUGUUGUUAUUAUUAUUAUUAUUAUACGGCGACACGAACGGGUCGCGAUGUGCACCAUGUCGAUAAAACAGUUACUUUCACCCCCGCCCUGGGACCCCGUGCGUUUGCUGCGGUUAUUCCGCGUCGUAACGUUCUUUUUUUUGUUGUUUUCUCGCUUCGGAGAGCGAAACGGUCGCGGGAUCACGGCGGCGGACGCCGUCCCGGUCGCGGAAGUCGAUAAAUUUUACCGCGCAAAAAGUCCGUCACGUUCGCGACAACUAUAUUAUCAUUAUUAUUAUAUUUUUAUAAUUCGAGAACGCCGUGCCGCCGAAGGUAGGUCCGUGUAUCGUCGACGUCGACGGUUUCAUUUGACUCCCGGGUGCCGAACGACGACGUCGUCAAUUGACAGUCGUCUCGUCGAAAACAAUACGAAUAACGCACGUGUUAUUACAAUACGUGUAUUUUUCGCUUUUGUACACAAUAUUGCCGUCGCGUCUAUUAUUGACAGUUAUCGUAACGCCAUUGAUAAUAAUUAUUGUCCAUUACCUGCGUGGUGCGGCUGUUUAUUCGAUGUUCUAAGCCACAUGUGUGCGAGCUACGGUCUAAAGACCGGCAAACAACAAUACAUGUAUUUUAUCGUGUAACGUAUUGUACAACAUCCUAGUAGAAUGUUUACCGAAUAGAUAAAAACAUUUCGAUUGUUUGUUAUUCUACGUUUUAUUAUUAUUAUUAUACUAUUUUUAGAUUCUGAGUAAAGCGAGGAAUGUAUUGGUUUUCCUUAUGAUAUUAUGUUGUCGUUUUUUUUUUUUUUUUGUGUGUCUGUAAACAACUAUUCUACCAGAAAUAGUGUUCCGAUCAAAAAUAUAUUUGGAGCUUUCUUGUAUCAUAUUAUGUUUAUCAACUUUUGGUGCAUUGGUGGUUGGGCCAUUUUUUGAUUUCCCUUGUAGUUUCCUUAAUAAAUGGAAAAAGCUGGCAAUUGGUUGUAUAAUUUUUAUUGAUUUCUGGAUCACCUUGACAACAAAUGGAAAAUCUACGAUUUUAACUAUCCCAAAUACUCUGUUCAGAAUCGUUUUUCGUCAGCAAUGAUUUAUCGUUGCGUACAUAUAAAAAUUAAAUUACCUACUCUAUAUAUCUGUAUAUAUUUAUACAUAGAGUUACUACUAUAUGUAGUACAUUAACUACAAUGCCCCCCCAACUUCCCUCUUUAAACAGUGACACGCCCAUCAACAGUAUCUACUGUAUCUCUACUGUAUUUUACUUAUAGAUAUCAAUUUAUUAUUUUAUCAAUUCACAUUCCACGUCUUAUUUUUUUUUUUGUUCCUGGGUUACCUCGAUAAUAAUGGAGAAAACACAACUAACACUACUCAAAAUCGUUUUUUAUUUGUAGUAACUAGCAGUUUAUCGUUACAUACAAUGCGUUAUAUCCUACCUUUUCAACAGUAGCACAUCCGUAAAUAGUAUUAACUUUUUAUUUAUUAACAUUUCAAUUUCAAUUUUUUUCAGUGGUUUUACAUCAUCGCCAGGCUAUUGCACGGUAAAUAAAGAAUUCCUUUACUCCCACUAACUUUGAAUUAACACGGCCUGCAAAUGCUCCUAAAUCGUAUAUUUUACUUGCAUAAUUUUCCAAACUUUGUGUUACUUCCCGAUAAUGUUUACUUUUAAAAACCGUAUUCUUGAAUGGUGAAUUUCAUACGUUUUGGUAGUUUUGUUAACGAAGAUAUUCCUAUGUAAAUUAAUAAUAUACGUAAAUAUAGACGAUGAAUAUGUUUACAUUAAUAAUAUAAACUCGUUUAAAUAUUACAAUUAUUAAGCUUAAAAUAAAAUAUGUUUGUUUUAUUCAUAUAAUAUAUAAUACUGUAUGUUUGCAAAGAAUGUUUUGUAGUUUGUUUUAAUGAAGAAAACUGUUCGAAUACUGUUUUAAACUAUUUGAUAAAACAAAAAUAAAAUAAAGUUAAAUUUAAUUUCUAAAACCUUAUCUCGAAAUUCGUACAUUAGGUAGGUAUUUUUAGGUGUGCAUUUUUUUUUUCCCAUUACACCACGUUUUCCAUUCUGUUCCGUGGUGAUCGUUGUUUCGCAAAAUUAGACAACCAGCUAUAAUUUAUUUAUUUCGCGAAAACACGAUUAUUUUUCCCAGAAUGAUUUUCAACGUGUUGAUUGUUUCGCAUUUUGAAAAAAAUAUCGUUUUCAUUUAACCGUGUCGCGUGUGUUGUAUAUUAUGGUUAUUGGUAUCGCGCGUACCCGUUCCGCUCGGCAACGUGAUACGAACGAGAGGUGGAAGGAUUAUUUAUUGAUGAAAAAAAAACGGUUGUGUUUAUUUUUAUUGUUCGACCCGGUAAUUAUCGGAUUUAUAGUAGUAUUUACACCACGUGGUCUGUUUUCAUAAUUGUGUUAGGUGUGCGCGAGCGCGUAGACAAAAAAAAUAUAUAUAUAGUAUGCACACGCUCGUAUAAUACAGAGAGACACGAUAAUGGGUCAUUAAUUAUUUUACAUUGGACCCAUUAGGGUCACCUUUUCCGCAUCGUCUAGCGCGCGACGACUAUACGUGCUCGUGAUUCAUGAAUGAAGGAACGUCAUUAUCGCGGACAGAAUCCACAGUUUUGCGGCUUCGUAAUUUUACAACCCUUAAAUGUUCUCAGCCCCCCACCCCACCCCGCGAUCGAUGUGUUAUCCACAACUAUUACGUCGUCGGUCUACCCCUCACCCGCGUCUCUCUCGCGACUACUACAAACGUUGCCGCCGCCGCGUUCUCCGCCCUGUCCAUUACAGGUUUCGCGUUCACCACAAACAUGCAUUGUGCAAAACUUUUUAACACCACCCACCCACUCCCUCCGCUCCGCCGUCACUACCGUCGCGUUUGUUGUGUAUAUAGUAGUAGUAUAAUACGUUUAUUUAUAUACAUAAUAUAUAUAUGUGUGUGUGUGUGUGUCUAUAUAUAUGUAUAUACAUAUACUACUAUAUGCAUAUAAAAUAGUCCGCGUGCCUACCUGCAUACAAAUCCCUUUUUCCACCAUUCACGCUCAUUCUAUCUCGCUCUCUUUGUGUUUAUUGUCGGCCGUUGACCCCGAUACCUUCUUCAAGGUCGCCACAACAGUAGUUUCCUUCCGAUCCGUCGAUCCUUUUCGCCACGCCACCGCGGUACUUCUAAAAGUUUUGCUUUUGCUCCGCAGGCUAAUCCCAGAGGACCGACACCACCUCCGUCGCCGGGCCACCAGACGCAUUAUCCACCGCCGCCGUCUUCGCCCACCGGAUACCAGCAGCACCAUCGGGUACCACCGCUGCACCAUCAGUAUCCGCCGGGACCGCCCGGGCCACCGUCGCAGCAGCAACAACAGCAGCAGCAGCAGCAGCAGCAACCGCAGCCUCCGCCACAGCAACAGGUAAUUAUUAAUGUUAAUCGUGUUAAAACGUGUAUAAACAUCGUAGACGUCGUCGUCGCCGGGAGGGAUUGACCUAGAACCAUAUUAUUAUAGUUGUUGUUUUCGGGCGCGAAAAAAUAUUUCCCUCCGAUUCGAGAUGUAUUCUGGGAACGGGCCAAAUCAACCAAGACACGGUACACAAUUAUCCCGGCAAUAAUAACAAUAAUAAUGCAACAACGGAGAUUUAUAGCAUUUCCGGGCUAUUUAUAAAAUACAAAUAAAAACCGCUGUUUACGAGUAAACGUCAUUGACCUGUACGUUAUAGUUUUAUGUCGCCCGGUCGACUUCAAAUAGAAUGGUAAUGGUCGUACGCGUCAGCGGAGGGCGGGCGGGCGGCGGCGGUACCGCGGCAUUAUCACUCACACAGCUGAUCCUCUCCUUGCCGCUUAGUCCCGGUAGCCGCCACCCAUCACGACCUUGACUUCCGUGAAAUGUUUCCCGUCGGCCCCGAAAUGAUACACCGCAAUAAACGGCAAAACCCCAAAACCCUCGGGAUCAUCGCCGUCCACUCUUACUUUUAAUACACGACCCGGCAACCGGCGGCUGCGGCGGCGGCGUUCGUUAUAAUUAUUGUACAAGUAUAUUAUUACUAUUACUGCGGGUGCUGCUGCUCAUAUUAUGGCGUUUGGCGUUUUCUGUGUUUACUAUAGUACUACUACUACCUACUACGUAUUACUACGAAUCAUUACCGCUCUUACUACUCGUGUCCGUACUACCAGCACAACAGAUAAUUAUUUCUAUCGCCGUUACGAUAUUUACACACAUAGUACCUACCUAUUGAUAUUAAUGUUUACACGUACAAUGGUAUCGAUGGUAAAUGCAUAUCGUGUGUUAACCGCCACCGGUUUUUUACGCAGGCACCCUAUGGCAGCUAUAACCAGCAACCGCCUGUCGACCGUCAACAACAUUCUCAGCAACAGCAGCCCCAAAUUCCUUCUCAACCGCCUCAACAACCCCACGCCGGUCCGGGGCAGACGACGUCGUCGUCGGCGUCGGCUAGUCCGCCGUCCGUACCUCCCGUGUCGCAAAAUGCCCAAAAUGCGCAGCAACACUCUUCGCCGCCUCCGCAGUCACAACAGCAACAGCCACCUCAUCAAUCACCGCCACAAAUUCAUCCGGUGAGUUAUGAUUUGAGAUUUUUCUUUUUUUUUUCCGGGAAAAUAAUAUUUUUAACAACGGCGCAGGAGGUAUACCUGGGCGUUUAGCGAUAAUGUACAAUUCUUUAUGAAUGUUUACCCAAUUCGCCGUUUUUUUAACAUAUUAAACAUACGGGGUAUCGCUUGGAGCUGCUUAUCUGAAAAUAUAUGAACAAUGUUAAUGGCGAACGCUGGAAAAAACGCUCGUCUGUUGGGGGACAUUGCCACAUUUUUGUCGCUGUAAAUAAAUUAUUAGACUAGUAAUCAUACUAUUAUUUGUAUACACACAACAUUAUUCGAGUUAAUGUAUACUUUAUAUUUCGGGGGUUAUACCGACGUUCGCCACUGGACAAAGUUCAAUCUCGGUGUGCAAAUGCAAAUGUAAGGUCACAUCACACGUAACAUAAUAAAAUCAUUUGAAUUGUUAUGAAGUCAUUUAACACAAUGAAAGCUGAACACUUGAAUAAUAAAUAUUGGUAAAAUACACAUUUUUAUUUCGGAAUAUAAAUAUCGUCUAAAAAUCACGUAGGCACGAAUUUAAUUCUUUAUUAGGUCUCGUCAGCUGUUAGUUCCAAAUGUUUAUUAGACCUUAUUAAUUGUAUUCUAUUAUACGUAUUCAAAAUGGUUAAAAAUAAAUAGAGACCAGUUUGUUAAUAAUGCGACUACUGUUAAAAAACGCUUCCUCAGUAAAAUAUUCCUGGUUUGUUUGUAAUAUAAUGUUAUUAUUUUGUGGAACACAUUUUUUAGAUACGCGUACAUCUUAAUAACCGAGCCCAUGGUAUUAUUUUCUUGGAAUAUAAUACUUUCUUUUGUUUAAUAAAUGCUAAUACUAGAAUAUUAUACUACUACUUUCACAGUGAUGAUUGGUUGAUGCUUCAUUUUAUGAUGCUGAAAAGUCACGUGAAAUUAUUUCGUUGUAAACAGUUAACAUCUAUCUAGUAGAACAGAUUAUAAUUAUAAUUUUUUUUUUUUUAUGGAUGUAGAUUAUCAUACCGUAUUUUUUUAUUUAUGAAUGUUGAAAUUGUUUAUAUUUCUUUUAUUUUUCGUGUUGUAUUUAGUUAUAUUUUUCUAUUAAAACAAAAAAAAAGUAGGUUCAUUAAUAGUCGACAUUCACUAUCUACCUAAAUAUUCAAAUACUAAACGAUUUAUAUAUUUAGAGUGGCUCACGUUGAUUUGAUACUUGAAAUAACUUUUGUUCUAGUUAAUAUUUUUAAUUUACAUAAUUUAACAAUUAAUAUGUCUCCACGUAAAGAUAAUAUACAUAUAUUUUUUUUUGUAUAGGAACUUAAAAUAAAACAUUUUAAAUUUUAAAAACCAUUUUGUAAUUAAAAUUUUUAAAAAAUGUUUGAUGGUUGGAAUCUUUUUAGGUAUGGUAUUUUAUUUUCUACAAUAUUGUCUAAAGAUAUGUGAACAUUAUUGUGGUUUAUAAUAUUUCAUCAGUAAUCAGAGCACAUCUAAUGACAAGGAUUUUCUUUUCCAUGAGCUAAUAUCACAAUGAUAUUAUCAUAGACUGCCUGUCUACUGUUAAAAAAAUAUUAUAAUAGAUUAAAACCACAGUUAUAUUUACUUUGUCAAAAACUUGAGAAAAUUGUAGAAAAUAAAAUUUCACAGCUAAACAAAAGCUUCUACCACUAUACAUUUUCUAAAAUGUUUUUUUAAAAACAAUUAUAGACAAAUUUUAAAUUUUUUAUUUUAAGUAACCCUUCCUCAAAAAAAAAAAAAAAAAUAGUAUUCAAUGUAUGAAAAAUGUAUGUGGUGUAGAGAACUAAUUGUUUUCAAAAAUAUGUAUUAAAAAUAUUGAAUACAACAAAAUUUAUUUCAAAUGUCAGAUCAUCAUGGGACAUUCUGUGUAUAUAUUUUUUUAUAUGAUGUAUUAGCAAUUAUUCCGAGAUAAAUUAUUUCAGUCAAACUCAAAUUAUACAAAUUUAUUAAACCAAUACCCUUUUAGAUAGUCAUGGAAAAAAUUUUACCGUGCGAGGUCUUGGCUUUUUUAAAACAUAAUAGUAACUGGUUUGGAAGUAUAGUAUUUAUCUUACAAUGUGACAGGUUUCAUACAUUUUUUUCUUCGUCAAAUUAUUCUCGUGUUUUAGACCUUAGUAUAUAUUAUAGCGCGGAAUAUAUUUACUGGCAUUCUCCGGUCACAAAUGCUGAAAGUAUUCGUAUUUGACCGUUGCAUUUGAUUUACAUUAAACGGUAAUAAUAUAAUUUAAUCCAUUGUGUAUGGUGAAUAUUUUUUAUCGAUAUCAAACACGUUACAUUUAAAUAUAUAUUAUUUCCAUGUAAACGCGUUUUUUUCAACCCGGCUUUCUAAAUACCUAAAAUGAAGGACGCCAAACUGUACAAAAUAAACGGUGCCAAAGUUAAUAUAGAUUGGUAGUAUUUACGCUAAACGUCAAAGGAUUUAGUCGAUUAAAAUAUUAAUAUAGUAAGUAAUUUUUUUAGAUAUUAAUAUUGUUAUCUAGCCUAGCGAAAAUAAUGUGAAAUUAAUUACGAAUCCCCCGAUUUGGCAGUAAAAGAUUGAAAAUAUACACGUGUUUUUUAAAUUUUCAUUUAGUGGUGAAAACGGCCCGUAUCCGUAACGAUAAAGUUUUCGAUAAUAAUAAUAAUAAUAAUAACGUAACAACUUUUUUUACGAGUAUAACGAUUUUCGACACUGGCGACUCUGUAAUAAUACGGGGUAUAAAAUCGAAAUAAUAAUCAAAAAAAAAAAAAAAACCGGAGGCGUCACCUCUCAGCAGCAGUAGUAAAAGUAACCGGGGAAAUAUGAAUAGGAGGUUGCCACGGUAUGAAAAAAGGCAUUUUUUACGCGGGUUCGCGCCCAGUCUUCGGGGUCGAAACAGUUAUGUUCGUAUUAUUAUUAUGAUUGUAAGUCUUACACACACACGAUACACAUUUGUAAGCCGUCGGCAAUCCGGUUUCUACCGUUGGUGCACGCCAGAAUGUAUGAAAUAAAUAAUAUAUAUAUAUAUAUAUACAUAUGUGUAUUUUAUAUGUAAUAUGUAUAUAUUAUAUUUAUCUAUACAAUAAUAAUAAUAAUAACAAUAAUUGUUCCCGCGAUGAAUGCACACACGUAUAAGUAUAUAAUAUAAUAUAUAUAUAUAUAUAGAUAUAUAUUUACAGUCCCCGGCACGGUCUUCGCAGUCGGGUUGGGUGCGCUCGCCGCCGCAACGACGACGAAUACACACGGGCAAUAUUAUUAUAUCAUGUGCAAAGAAUGCGUAUACUCGAUACUACGAACGUGUAGUCGCCGUCGACCGUGUAGUAUAGCCGUACGUUCGGCUCGGUCGGCGGUCGGCCCGGCGUCCCGAGCAUCCAUUAUUUGCGCCGUUACCCCAAUACCCCGCCACGUCGUUGUCCCCGAGCACGAACGCCGCUGCUAGCAGUACACUCGACUCGAGUUCCAGUCCGCGCGCGCUGCCCCUCCGCCGCCGCCGCCGUCAUUUCUACACCGUCGACGCCGCGCCGAGCCGGCCCGUCACUCCCCUGCGCCCUCCCCCCUACCACCUCUUCCACGACCGCCGUAACUGUGGGCCGCCGCCGCCUUAACAGCAGCGGCGCGCGUUUUAUCCGUGCGUUCAACGUUGUUGUUUAUUACGGGCCCGCCGCCGCCGCCGUUCUAUUCGGGCUCUGGUGUCUUGCGCGCCCGCGCGUUGGCCGAUACGGGCCGCGGCGACGUCGUAGUAUAGUAGUAUAGUAUCGUAUCGUAUCGUAUCGUAUCGUAUGGUAGUAGUAGUAGUAGUAAUAGUAGUGAUAGUAAUAGUAGUUGUAGUAGUAGUAGUCGGAGUCGUCGUUGUAGUCGUCGUCUUCGUCAUCGCCGCCGCAGUCCUGUUUUUUCUGUGACGGCGAGUGGGGCGGCAAAUCGCGCGGAAUACACCGCGCUGUGCGCGGUUGUUUAAUAUUAUACAUAUAACGACGACGACGACGACGACUCGCACACACACAUAUUAUUUAUUAUACAGUAGGGGAUUUUGUUCGGCUGGCUGGCUGGCUGGCUGGCUGGUCGGUCGGUCGUCGGCGUGGCGGGCGCACGAGUAGCGUUUCACCUCGCGUCCACAGCCGCCCGGGAACGACGCCACUACGUGGCCGUCGCGAGCGGCCGGAACUAAAAUUUCGAUUUUCCGCGCCCGUCGAUCGCGCCACCGCCUAGCUUCGUUCCCCCAUCGCCGUCGUUCGCGCCGCGUAUAACGCGCGUCGGCCGUAUUCCAGCGCUCGCCGUUAUUUAACACGGCACCAUUUUCGGUUUUGACCGCCCGUUGGUUGGCAACACUGCGGAGGCGUCUCGAGCGUGUGUAACCGUUGCUGUUGUAAUUUCGGAGGAUCGGUAGAGCCGAACCGGCCAUGAUAAUGUGAAUAUUGUUUUACCACCGUGUGUUGUAUACGUGCUUAUCUGCACGUCGGUUUUUUUUUUCCAACACGCUCGACUCUCCGAAUAAUAACCCCUACUCCCUGACGGCGUCCCUAACUCGAUGCGCUCAUCCGUCGUCGUCGUGGUUUUUUUUUUGUCUUCUUAAUUUCGUUUCUUUUCGGCGGACGACCGCGUAGCCGAGCCGAUGUCCGCAGCGACUACAAUGAUAUUGUAUACAAAUCUGUAUAAUGACUGGACGGCACGCCGCCGCAAUCCCAUAGAAACGCGCACAUUUCGGUUGGAACUGCGGCGGUGGUCUAUACUCGCGUAAUCACUUUCCCAGCCUUUCAUCCGACAGGUUGCCCCUCCGCUUUGUCAUAGUAUCCGCAUACCCACCCAACGCCUCCCCGUCCGUCGACACCGCCGCCGCCGCCUGCUUCCCAUCCGCUCUGUUGUAGUUUUAAGGGUGAGGUCAUCUCGUUCUCAGCCUAACCCUUUUUAUCGUUUUUCCCUUUACCGACCCUCGUACACCCGGUCGUCGUUCACGACCCCGUGUCGAUGGCCAUUAUAUUAGCAAAGAUCCAUUUAACAUUACUAUUGCUCGUACUAAAUGCUAUUUACUACUACGGUUACAAAUGUUACAAUAAUUAUUGCCAUUACUAUCACUAGUGUCAAUGCGACUUUGACCGGUGGUAACAGCAUAAUAUACGAAUAGGAGAAUACUUUUUGCCAAAUAAUGUCUUUAUUUUUAAUGGGUCGUGUGUACUAACGAUGUGCCGUCGUCGUGUGUCCGCGCGUUAUGUACGAUUUUUUUUUUUGUGUGUUCUACCUACCAACGAAAAUAACGUGUCAUCAGCUACGCGUUAUUGACGCGGUGUGCUGCGUUAAUGUAUGCGAAUGUGAGACGCGUUCGGUGCACGUGCAUUAAUUCGACUUUUUUUUUUUUUCUGACCGCGCCGACUCGCGAUCGUUUCCGUCCGCUUUAACGGAUUUUCCACGUGUAAAUUCCCGGCAAAAAGCAAACAAAAAAAUCCCCGACCCGUAAUAUUAUUAUAUUUGUUAUUAUUUUAAUUUUGUUUUCACUCGUGCGGUCGAUUGUCGAUACUGUCGGCCCAUUUUAAUGUUAAAAACGGAAGUCCGACUCGGACGAGUUUAAGCGAGGAAAGCUGCCUUCGGGCAUAUAUUAUCAUAAUAACAAUAUUAUUCUACAAAUAUAAUUUAUUGUUGGAAACCAAAACCGUUAAUUGCCGUGUACCGAUAAAAUUAGUUUGGUAUUUCCUCGAUUUCUCGAAUACUCCAAAUUAUACUACGAUAACGGCGAACAGAGUGCAAUCCAGUAAUGAUAUCAGCUUAUUUCAUACUUAUUGUUAAUAUUUCAUUGUAGAAUUCGCUAUACACGUUGGCCAGAAGCCUAUUAAAAUAGUUCCUAUUAUUUUGGAAUAUUAUUGGGUCAUAAUAAUAAAGUUUCUCAAUAAAUGACGAUAAAUUUGGCGAUCGAAGAUAUUAUGUUUCGAACCUAAAUACUUAGAUUUGGUAAUAGGGCUGGGUUCCCCCUCUCCCCCGUAUAUCGCUCCCUGGGGCUAUUUUUAUUCCGGGAUCGCAAUCAAUCCGCAAUAUUGACAAUAAUUUUAUAUUGUAUUCGGACAAUAUCAUUUAGGGUUUAAUUGAGAGAUACGUGAUUUAUUAAAACGAAUGAAAAAAAAAAACAGUUUUAUUUCCACAAUAAUAUUAUACUGUAAAUAAUCACAAGUUGGAAUAAUUACCCGUUUACAGAUUAUUGUUUAUCAUCGAAAGGGCAGUCUCAACUGGUUCGAGGCGUUGGCAUUUUAGAACAAUAUUAUUAUAACGUAAUAGAAGAACAAUUUAAAUAAUUAUAAUAUUAUUUCGAAUUAAGAAUAUUAUUGUAUACCGCGUAUGCUACAUAAAAUACGAAUUAUAUAACUAUUAACCGACGAAUUUAAUAAUUUAUCCACUAUCAUAAUCUCGAUCAAUAAUUUGAUAACAAUUAUUAUCGUUAUGACGUUAAUGCUCUGGACAAAUUCCAAUUUUUUGCACAAUGAUCAUAUAAUAUUAUGAUUGUUGUAAUUUUAACGGUACGGAAUCAGGUACCGAAUGCGUUCGAAUUUUGCGUACCUAGGACGUCCGCAAGGGGGUGUCGGUGGGGCUAUGCUCCCCCGCUAUUUUAGUUGAUAUUAAAUAAAUAAAUAAAUAAAUAUAUAAUAAUAAUAAUAAUAAUAAAGUAAGUAUUUAUUGUUUUACUUAUAAUUAUGUUUUCCAUAAUUACUUGUAAGUUGUAAAAAAAAGUCUUAUACUUUUGACUUUGGCUCCCCCCCUGGUUUAUUUCUGCGGGCCCCUUUGUAAUGCGUAGGUAUUUGUAAUUAUAUAGCCUUUUUUUUUUUUUUUUUUGAAACAUGUUUUGGCGUACCAACUAAAUUAUUUGAUGAAUUUUCGUUCAAAAACCAGUUAAAAAUAACAAAAUCGUGUUCGACUCGAAACGAAAAGUCUCGACUUGAACUUUGGCUGCCUGUGGCCUUCAGCACCCAUGUCUAAUCUUUCGAUGGCAGUGUCGGGAUCAAUAAAGGACGUAAUAUUAUAUUAUCAAUAUAAUACAACAAUAUGCUGCUAUCGACUUUACGUCUUCGUGUCAUCCAUUUCAUUGUAUACUUGUCUAUUAUCGUUCUUUUACGAACAUUUUUAUUAGGUACUUCGGGUACACAAAAAUACAUUUUUAUUGAUGAACUAGACGGGUUUUUUUUUUCAUUUGGAAAUUAUCGGGAAGAACCAGAAAUACGAUUACGGCCGAUAUUAUCGUUAACGGUCUACGGUAUUUUCUACUCGACAAAUUUCUUACGAUUUUUACAUCGUCCGGGUGCCGUGACGAAAACUCCUCUGUCGCCCCAUAAUAAUUAUUUCCACGACUGGAGAUCGCAAUUGAUUGUUAAAUCGCCGGUACUCGCUGUUUUAGUCGAAUUUAAUAGGAAUUUAGUCAAACGGCGGGAAUAUUGCCGGGCCAUUAUUAUCGUAUGAUCCUCGCGAUAUUGUUUUCGCAUUUUUUAAACGACGAAAUUUCGUACGGGGACGGCGGUCGACCGACAGAUCGCAGGCGAUUUCAAUGUCGAUCUCCUUCUGUUCGAAUAGUAUAUUUUUGUGCAAUAAGCACGGUAAACUUAGAUCAUAUUAUACAAUGGAUAGAGCUACGGGGCUAUACCUCGUGUGAAAUCAGUCAAAUAUUAUCAAGAAGGUAUGUAGCUACUGCGCACGCGUCGCCCUCUUCGUCGUAAUCCCAUUAUAAAUUGUAUUGGAUUUUCGGAUGUAUAUUUUACACAGAGACAUUAUAUUACAAUUCGAUGAUAUUGCAUUAGGUAAGUUUUGAUAGACUGAUAACAGUACUUUGUGCAUACGCGAAAGUGAAAAUAUGCCCUCUUGAUAUUAUUACUUCUGCCACAUGUUUUAUUGCUUAUAGUAUAGCACUCUCUCUAUCCAUUGUACGCGAUCUAAGGUGGUAAAUUAUGAUUGCCGAUAACUUGUAUCUUAUUAGACCAUUUGUGCGGUUGUCCGUUUAUCUAGUAAAAUACGAUUCAACGGAAUAUAUUACGGUGCCAAUUUUAUGCCUGGUAUAUUUUAAUUUACAAUAAAGUUAUAUUUUAUAUUAAUACAUUCUUAAUGAAAGUCCGACGAAAAACAUCGAUUAACUGUACGUUUUAGUUUUAUUAUUUGUACACUUAGUAUGUUUAUUUCGUUUAUUAGGUAUAAACGAAAUAAUAAUAAUAAUUUUAUAUAUAUUUUUUUUUUUUCAAAGAAAAAAAUAUGUUCCUAGCAGUUCUUUAUUAUUAUUAUAUAUAUAUAUAUAUAUAUAUAUAUAUAUAUAUAUAUAUAAAAAAAAAAAAAAAAAAAAAAAAAAAAAAAAAAAAUGCUUGUAGAGAAUAUUACAAUUUAUUAUCGUAUAAUAUUAUGCGAGACGACGAGUUGUAUUAUAGCGGAUAGCGGGUGAUUAAUCUCGAUUCGUGAAAUAUUUUAACGUACGCUAAAUCGGUUUUUUCAUUGUCGGUCGUUUUAAUAUUAUUUUAUCGCUGAAAGUUUUAAUGUAAUUAUAAUUUGUUUUCGUUGGCGUCACCUGACGAGGCAGUUACGUGUUGUGUUCAAUUCGCCCUGCUCGCUUUUAUUAUAAUAUAUUAUUUAUAUUUCAUAUUUGAAUUGUUGUUUAAUGUUCAGUUUUUUUUUUUUCGUGGAAGAAAAAUCGGACAAACGAAUAGAUAUUAUCACGGAUUUUAGCGUUUUAUGUAUCAAUGGUAUUAUUAUAUUAUAAUACACAACGUUACACUAUCAUUUUAAACCCCCCCCCCCCUUCCUCCGGUAUAUCUUUUAAUUUUAUUAUUUAAUACGGGUUUUUGUUCGAAUUAUAAUAAAACAGUGUUUUAAAUUCUAAUCGAUCAAAUCAUGUUGCAAUUACUAAUUAUUAGUAGGUAGUAGGUAUUGUUAUUAUUAAUAGUAUAAUACCGGUCCGAUUUUGAAUUAUUGCCUUUUCUCACUUGUAUAGGAAAUCCUGUCCAUACUAAAGUUUCUUACUACUUAUAUAUAUCCAUAAAUAGUAUCUAUAUAAUAUUAAUCUUUAUCCUAACAAUAUCCCGUAUUUAUUAUUUUUAUAAAUAAUCGUAUACAAUACAGGUACCGUACGAUUGUAAUAUAUAUACUAAUAAACAAAAAAAAUAAGUGUUUUAACUUAAUUUUUUUUUCGUAACUUUUUAAAUUCUAUUAUUUUGGAUAGAAUGUAUUUAACGUUUUUCUCGCAGGACGUAUAUAUAAAUAGUUACCUAUGCAAUAUAAUAAUAGAGUCGUUGUGUUUUUCCUAGAAAUCGAUUAUUGUUUUUGACGUGUAAAGCGUUUCCUUCUCUCUGAUAAUUAUUUUAAAUCAUAGUGUCGUACGGUGCAUUAGAAUUUAAACAAUCGUUCUUGACAAUACGAUUGUUACUUUCCCUUUCCGUUGUUUUUACUACUAAAAAUGCAUAGUGAUUGAUAAGUUCCGAAAGGUCAUGGUCGUUUUUUGACCUCAUUCCAUUGAGAAAAAAAAAAAAAAAGGGAAGCCACAACCGUUUACACAUUGCGAAGAUGUAACAUCGUAUAAUACAACCUAUUUGAUUUAUAUUGAAAACUGGCGAUGAUGGUGAAAUAACUGGUGUGGUCUGUCCGUGUUAUGAAUGGCAUCACACGUGCCUCUUCCCCUCUACUACCGAUCCCCUUGCCGAUGUCCUUAUCAUCCGUUUGUGUGCACGCGUUUUAUAUACAUACAUGCAUAUAUAUAUAUAUAUAUAUAUAUAUAUAUAUACAUACAUGUAUAUAUACUGUUGUGUGUGUGUGUGUGUUGGUUGUAGAAUAGCGUGUUCCCUCCACCCUUCAGCUACUUUCCUUACUCUCUGUCGUUCUCUCUCGCCCUUCUCUCCGCCUCUGCCCGCAGUCAUCGGAAAGGUCCUAACCCUCCGCUUCUCGUCGUAUACAACUUUGUUGUCCCCGCGCUUUCCAACCCGCCAGCCCUCCGCUCAAUCAUCUCUCUUUCCAAUUACCGCAAUAUAGAAGGAAUACCUUUUAUGUGUAUAUAGUACUACAAACCAUGUUUUCUCUUUCUCUGUCUCUCUGUCUUCCUCGUUCCGUCUCUUUCGUUCGUAUUUUUCCUGGGCCAGACGGUAGGUCUUCCCCGAAACCUCCACAUGUUUUAUUGACCCCCUUCCCUUCCCUUCUCGUCUUUAUUUACACCCUGCCUGCCAACCAUAUGAUCCUUUUGCAUCUUUUUACAGUCUAAAAACGACCUGUUGAUUCUAUUUGUAUUUAUAUAUUAUUUUCGCGUCAAUAACGCUAACGGUUUUUUGCACAGGAUUUGACAAGUCAAAACAGUAACGACAGCAAUUGUGGUGCCGUAGCUGGCAAUGGUGGCACACCCUUGCGGCCAUCACCGUCGCCAACAGGAUCUACUGGUUCACGUUCUAUGUCGCCUGCAGUAACAGCUCCACCAGGCGGGCCCCCUCAGCAGCAACAGCAACAACAACAACAACAACAACAACAAAACAUUCCAAUGCCUCCCAGACCACCCAGUAGCCAACAACAACCAGAUUCGGGGCAACCUACUCCGAAUAACAGAAUGAGCCAUUCGCCUAUGGGGCCACAACAAGGGUAUCAGCAACAACCUUCCCCGCAACCACAAGGCGGUAUGCCCCAUAGCAUGGCAGCACCUUCGCCUGGUACACCGGGAAAUCCAUAUAAAAUGCCUGGACCAAAUCCUUAUGGUCCUCCUCCACCUGGAUCUACACAUAGUGGUUAUCCAGGACAACAACAACCUCCUCCACCAAUGGGAAAUUAUUCUCAACUACCUCCUGGUAAAAUAUUAGUUAUUGAUAAAUAUUGUAUUUUUUUAAUGUUUUCGCACAGUUUAUUUUAAUAUAUGUAUAUAUGUAUAUAUAUUAAAUAUAAUUUUCAUUUUGUAGGUAAUUAUGGUGCUAGACCUCCUGGUUUACCUUAUCAAGGGUAUCCACCACCUAACAGUAAUGGACCUCCACAACAAUACUCUCCUAGAGGUAUGCAAAUGCAUCAUGGACCACCUCACCAAUUUCCUCCUUAUCAAGUAAGUUAGAGAUUGGGUAUUUCUUUUUUGUGUAUUUAAAGAUAUCAUUACUAACAUUAACAUUUUAUUGGGUAAACUGUUAGUUAUUCAAGCAAUUAUCAUAGUGUUUUUUACAUUACAUGUUUUGCAAUAAUAUGCUCAUUAAAAAUUCAACCAGUUACAAAAAUAUUUUGUACUUUUGUUUUGUGUUUGCUUCUUCUUUUACAUUCCAUGACAUGCUUUUUGUGACACAAAAUGUGCUUUGCAGGGAUGGCCAGGUAGUGGUCCACCACAAGCACCACCUCCAUUAAGUAAUAGUCACCAUAGUGGUCCUGUUCAACCACCUACACCUACCAAAGUACCUCCCCCAUCAUCUUCCCCUCAACAGCAGCAUCAACAGCAGCAGCAACAACAACAGCAUCAGCACCAACAACAUCAGCAGCAGCAACAGCAGCAGCAGCAGCAACAACAACAGCAGCAGCAGCAGCAGCAACAACAACAACAACAACAACAACAACAGCAGCAGCAGCAACUACCCUCCCAAUCACAACACCAACAAUCACCAAUUCAACAUCCUCCUCCUGCACAAUCCCCUUUACACCAUCACCACUCUCAUCACCCACCUCCUCCAGGACCACAUAUGCACCCACAUGCCCAUCAAAUGCAUUCGAUGCAGCAAGGUCCUUCUCCUGGACCGCCACUACCAGUUUCGCCUGGUCCUAGGCCUCAUACACCGCCUCAUCCACACUACCUCAAACAACAAUUACAGGUGAUCACUCAACCAAACACAAGAAUAAUGCUUAUGUGUUGCUCAAAAUGUUUCGCUUAAGUUAUUUUUUUUUGUUUUUUGUUUUUAAAUUUGUAUUAUAAAAUUUGUUUUAAUUAUAUAUUAUUUAUUUAAAAUUUUAGCAACAACACAAAGGUCCUGGAGGCUAUCAGACAUCAGGUCCAAUACCACCUAGUCCUGGUCCAGGAAAUUAUUUAAAUUCAAUGCCUCCUCAUAGUAUGGGUCCACCAGCACCUGUUCAAUCAAACACUGCUCCUUCAAUGGCACCACCAAAUCCUUCAAUGAUGACUGUGGAUCAUGAAGUGUCGCAACAACAGCAAAAUCUUAGUGGUGUUGUUACUUCUGUUGUUACCACUGGACCUGAUGGAACUGCCAUUGAUGAUGCUAGUCAGCAAUCAACUCUGUCGAAUGCUUCAGCAGGUAAAUUAUUAUAUAUAAGUUUGUUUUUUUUUUGUUUAAUUUUUUAUUAUUAAAUAUUAUAUUUUAAAACUUUCAUUAAUAAUUGUAUUUUUAAGCUUCUGGUGAAGACUCAAAUUGUACAACACCAAAAAGAAGAGACAAUAUGAGUGGUAGUAUGAUGUACCCACAAGGAAUGGGUGGCAUAAUGGGUCCACCUUGUUCUCCUGCUCACGAUGAGUAUUCUAAUGCAGAUCCAAUGGCACCUGCUUGGUCUAGAGGACCUCCACCUCAUAAUCCUGUAUUUAAUAACCAUAUGCCUCCUCAAAGUGAACAUAUAUAUCGACCAAAGGUAAAAUUUUAUUAAAAUAAUAUGUAUAUUUAUUAGAGCUGUAUGUACUAUAAUAUAUUAUAGUAGAAACAUUAUAUUAUACUGUAGUACUCUAAAUUGUAUAGUCUAAAACUAAUAAACUAAUUUUUUUCUAGAAACAUGAUAGUUUAAGUAAGCUUUAUGAAAUGGAUGAUAAUCCAGAACGACGCAUUUGGUUAGACAAAUUACUCCAUUUUAUGGAAGAUAGAGGAACACCAAUCUCCACAUGUCCUACUAUCUCUAAAAAUCCACUUGACUUGUUCCGUUUGUAUAUAUCUGUUAAAGAACGAGGUGGUUUUAUAGAGGUUUGCAAGGUAUGUAAAAACAUUGUUGUUGUUUUAAAUUUCUUAAUAAUUACCAUACAUUACACUUAGUUUAAUAUUUUAUUUGAUACAUUUUUAGGUAACAAAAAAUAAAAUAUGGAAAGAUGUAGCUGGAUUAUUAGGAAUAGGAGCAUCGUCGAGUGCAGCUUACACUCUCAGGAAGCACUACACCAAAAAUUUGUUACCAUAUGAAUGUCAAUUUGACCGCGGAGGCAUUGAUCCUAUACCAAUUAUCAAUCAAGUGGAGUCUUCUACAAAAAAGAAAAGCUCUAAAGCAACGUCUGUGCCUUCUCCUGGUAAGUUAUCUUGUCCAAUGCAUUCAGUGCAUUGAGUAGGUGGGAUUUUCAAGUGAAUAAUUACAAUUAGGUUCUGCAGGAUCUAAUUCACAAGACUCUUUGCCGUCUGCACCAACUGCCCCAGGACCAGGUCAUGUUGAUGGUUACCCAGGAUAUGGAGGUUAUAGUGGUCCACAAGAUUAUAAUUCACCUCAAAGACCUCCACACCCUCCCCAUGGUAAGAUUAUUCUGAUUAAAUAUUAAAAAUAGUAAAAUUCAAUUGUAAAUUAUAUUUUGUUUUAAUGUUGUGAACAUGAAUUAUAGAUGAUCAUACUUAUUAUUUAUUACCAGCAAUUUGGACUUGUAGCAUUUGCUAUAGUGUUAUAGGUUUCCAACCUUACUUAUUACUUAUUUUUUUUUUAUUUAAAUUGUAUGAUUUUAUUCAUUACAAUUAUACUAGUUUUAAUUUCAUGCUUAGGUUUUUAGGUGUUUAGGAAAAUAAAUUAUUUCAGUAGGUCGUGUACUCAGGUCAGUACUCAUUAGUAAAUUAAUUUAUUCUAUGACAAGAUACAUGAAACUUAAUUAAUAGUGAUAACAAUAAACUAAUACCUUUAAAGAAUUAUUGUUGCUAUUUCACUUGUUUUACUGUAAGAAAACUCCCCCUCCCAGGACAGAAAUAUGUCUAAAAAUAUAUGUAUGGUAGGUACAUAUAAAAAUAAUUACUUUUUUAAGUAUUUCAAUUUGGUGGUAUCUAAAGAGAAAUGAUUGAAAUAUAAAUUUGUUCUACUUCUUUGCCUUUAUCCCAACUAUUUGGGAUCGGGGUCUGCCAGUUUUGUUCUAAAUUUCCACUUAACCCAAUCUUCCACCUCGCAUACACCAUCUGUCUUCAUUUAAUUUUCAAUUGCAUCAACCAUCUUUUUUCAGUUUUCCUCUCCACCUCUUUUCUCCUAAGUUUAUUUUUAUUACAAUUCUUACUGUUUAAGAUUCCUUUCUCCUCUCUCUCACCCAAAUCAUUAUUAUAGUCUACCAUCGAAUCUACCUCUAUAGCUACCUCUUAUGUGUUCAUUCCUUAUCCUAUCUUUUCUUGUUACUUCUCAUUCAUUUAAGUGUCAUAAGCAUUCUCAUCUCUGCUAUACUCAUUCUCUAUUCUAUUUUGCUGACUAUUACCUAACACUAAACCAUACAAUAUAGUCAUACUUUUAUAGAACUUAACUUUAAGUCUCGUUGGAAUUUUCUUUUCACAUAAAAUACCUAACGCUUCUCUCCACAUUAUCCAUUAUAUCAUACUUACUCUUAUAUUUUACAUCCUCAUAAAAGCUGCUAUUCUUUUGUACAAAAGAUCCUAGGUACUUAAAACUCUCAAUCUCGCCUAUAACUGUUUAUUGUUGUUAGCUGUCUUGUGUUGUUGUCUUGUCCUCCAAACUCAUACUCUGUUUUACUUAUACUUAUCCUUAGUCCCUUUCCUUCAAGUUCUACUUUCCAUUCCUCCAGCUUAUUAACUUAUUCCAGAUUUUCUCCUAUCAAAGCUAUAUCAUCAAACAUCAUGCAUCUUAGACCUACUCUUACUUAUUGUUUCUGCGCAUAAUUUGUAGACAAAUAUUAUCUUUAUUUAAAUGAUUGAGAGUUUAAUAAUUAUGAUUGUUAUUAUUGGAAUAAUAUGUUUUAUUUUUGCAAUUCUUUUAAAUAUAACAUUAUACAUUUUCUUUAAAUCUGAAAUUUUUAGAUUUAAAAAUUUAAUUUUGUUUCACUUUUAUGUAUUCAGAUUAUAAUUAAACAAUUGUAGCUUAUAUAUUUUAAAUUUCAUUAUUUGUUUAUGUUAAUUUUUUUUACUUUAAAUUAAAUGUUUAUGUUAAUUUUUUUACUUUAAAUUAAAAUAAUUGUCAAGGCAUGGACAUUUAAUACAUUUAAUUAUGUAUCUUUUCAUUAGUAAAUCAAAAUUUGAAUUUGUUUGAACUAUUUAUCAUAGACAUAUCCAGGUCUAAUCAUGAUCAACUUCCAUUUAAUAUUAUUAUUUAUGUUUAGAUUCUCAGAUAUUGAUAUCUGUUUAUAUAGUAUUCAAAAAGUCUAAUGUGCCAUUAUUAAAGUAUCUUAACCACAACAUUUUGUAACGAUAAUAAUGGUAUAAAAAACAAAUAGUAUACUUAUUAAAAUGUUGUUUUAAAUUUAAAAUUGAAAAAAUAAUAAUAAAAUACUUAUGCUGCUUUCACUAAGUUUUUGAGGACGUUUCAGGAAAUUUUUAAUUUUAAAACUAUGAGUGUGGUUUUUCUGGUUGCUCAGAAAACACUUUAUUGGUUACUAAAUAAUUGUUUAAAAAAACUGAUAACUUUUUUAGACAAUAAUGGAUGGUGCUUUGAAGAGAAGUUAUCAAAUUAAUUGUUAUGGCAAAAAAAUGAAAAAUAUAGGCUUACAUUUAAUUUUGAUUUACUUGUUUAGUAAACACAUGUUUUAUAAUAUUUUCAUACUCAAAUAUUUUUAUGCAUAAUCAGUGACAUUUGGUUGUUCAGUUAUCUUUUUGUUUCUGUAAAUGUAAUUAUACUGAUAUUUUUACUCAAAAUAGCGUUAUUGUUAUCAAAUGUUUUUAAUUAGGCUGCAUAUAAAUAAAUACAAUAUUCCUAUUAUUUACUUCGAUGAUCAACUGAUAAGAGUUUAUGAAAAAUGUUAAAGUACAAUUAUGUAAUUUUAUUUCAAUCAAAUAUUCACAUGUCACAAGUGAUAUGCUCAAUGUUUAACGGUUAUUAGAUUAAUAAUCAUUUGUAAUAUUUAUAAUUAUUAUUAUUCAUAUAUUUUAUAUUUGAAUUUAUAAUUAUUUUACAAUACUAUCCUGUUAUUUAUAAAUUAAAGACUAGUUAUGCUUAAACAUAAUGAUAUGCAAUACAAUUAUUACUGUCAAUUGACAUCUUAUAAUAUUAUUAUGAUAGGGGCCCAAGGAAGUUACCAAGGACAAGGUGGAUAUAAUCAGUAUCCAGGCAAUAAUGAACAAUACGGACAACACUAUCCACCAGCUAAUACUCCAGUUGGUUACCCAAGUGGUCCGGUGAGACCACCUUUAUAUCCACCUUAUUCAAAUGAAUCUGCUGAUAGGUAAACAAAUAUUUAAAAACAUGAUUUGAUAUUUUAAAAAUUAUUUCUAACUGAGUUUUUUUAUAUAAAGGAAUUAUGGUAGUUCAGUUCCUCCACAAGGUCCACCGAAUACUCCACAAGGACCUGGCAAUGGUCAAGACCCAUAUGGCCGUGGACCAGUCCCACCACCAUCUAGUUUCCAACAACCACCUAGGUUCCCCGGACCUCCACCAUCACAGAAUUCUUCUCCGGCCACUGUUAAUCAAACACAAGGAGGAUCAGUUUCCACCCCCGGUUAUCCACCUGGUCAGCAGCCUCAACAAGAUUAUUAUCGACAAGAACCCCCUGCAGUAAAUAUUUAUAGAUUUUUAGUUUGCCUUAUUUUGUGAAUGCACAUGACAUCUUUCAAUUAUUUCUUGUAGAGUCCUGGAUAUCCACCAACUAGUGCUCCUGGUCCUUAUCCUGGAAAAGUUAUGCCACCACCUCAACCAAGGCGCCAUCCAGAUUUCGCCAAAGAUCAACCACCAGGUCCUCCACAACCAGCUGGUUAUCCUGGUGGCUAUGGUCCUCAACGACCUAUGUAUCCAGGUAGCUAUUGGAAUAUAUUUUUACAUUAUUGUUACUGAAGUAUAAUAAUUACACAUAAAUUCUAGGAUGGACAGGUACACCAAAUGCUGCUAAUCAGUAUCCACGACCUGGGUACCCACCUGGAUCCCAACCCCCACAAAAUUGGUCACAGGGUCCACGUUCUAUGCCUCCAUCACAUCCAGGACAACCUCCUACCCAAUGGGAACAACAUAGAUAUCCACCACAAGGGCAACCCUAUGGUGCACAAGUAAGUGAUUUUCAUGAAUUUAUUUUUAAAAAUUUUAAAGUUAUAUUCUCUAGUAAAUUUUUUUUAAAAAAAUCUAGACUCAUUGGGCUUCAAUGGGACAAACACCAAUGAGAAUGCCAAGACACAGUUAUCGUCCCGAUGGAAGUAAACCUUAUGGACCACAUGGUCAAAUGGCUCCACCACCUCAUAUAAAGGUAAAAUAAAUAAUUGAAAAUAAUUUUUAUAUUUUUACUCUUAAAAAUUAUAUAGAUAUUUAAAAUAUUAUUUCUUUGUUUUUUAUACAGACUGGAAUGCCAGGUCAACCAAUAUUUCAAGGGAACAAUUUACUGAAGCGUGAAGUAAUUUUCCCCCCAGAUAGUAUAGAAGCAGUAACACCAAUUCUUUACAAACGCCGUCGAAUGAUGAGACAUGAUGUUGCACCAGUGGAUGCAUGGCGAUUGAUGAUGUCUUUACGCUCAGGUCUUUUAGCCGAAUCCACUUGGGCCUUAGAUGUGCUUAAUAUAUUGUUAUUCGAUGACGUAUCAAUACCUUAUUUUGGGCUAUCACACAUGCCUGGAUUGUUAGAUAUACUUUUAGAACAUUUUCGACAGUCAUUAGUUGAUAUGUUAGAAACCGACAUUAAGUCGUACUGCUGGUAUGAAAAAUCUAAAGUCAUUGAAGAUAUACCUGAUGUUGGUGCUGUAGAUAAUAUAAAUCCAAACGAAAAAGCAUUUUUUCCAGACCCAUCCUUCACCAAUCAACGACCAAUUAAGAGUUCUGCAAUUAUUGAUGGGUCUAAAGAACUAUUUAUUAAAAACGGCAAGAGAUCGUGGGAUGUAAUCGACAAUUAUGACAUGGGAUAUAACAUUGCUGAAACAGAUACUAGUUUUCUUGUGCCUUGUUUUCGUUCCGAAUUUGGUCUUGUUCCUUUUGUCAAACUGUUGAAGAGUGAUAAACCUAAAGUUGAAGUAUUAGACGAUAAGACAUGUAUAAAAAAAGAAUUAGAUGAUAAUGAGUUAGUACAAAAUAACAGUAUUGACGAUAUUGUAAAUAUUAAAAAUAUUAAGGUACGUGAUCCAGUAGGUGUGUUAAAACGUAAAAGUAUAAUGGAUUAUGAAGACGAAAGUUAUUCCAAAGACGAGUCAAGUUUGUCGUUAAUAAGUGAAAGCCAAGAUUCAAUUGGCAAACGAUGUAUUUGCAUAUCGAACAUCUUAAGAAAUCUUUCUUUUGUACCUGGUAAUGAAUUAGAGUUUGCAAAAAGUGGCCCAUUUCUUGGUUUGGUUGGCAAGCUACUACUGACUCAUCAUGAACAUCCGCUGCGCUCAUCUAAAACUAGGAAUUAUGAUAAAGCGGACGAUGACACAGAGUCUUUGUUCAAUUGUACUACAACAACAGAUGCUGAUACAAUUGAGCCAGGCAAUGACGUCAAAUGGUGGUGGGAUUAUUUAGACGUUGUCAGGGAAAACUUGCUAGUUUCUUUGGCUAACAUUGCCGGUUAUGUCGAUUUGAGCACUUUCAACGAAGAUAUUUCCCGUCCAAUUCUUGACGGUCUGUUACAUUGGGCUAUUUGUCCAGCAGCCGCUGGCCAAGAUCCAUUUCCUUCAGCGCCUUUAUCACCUCAACGACUAGCGCUAGAGUGUUUGUGCAAACUAUGUGUUACCGACAGUAAUGUAGACCUGGUCAUAGCUACUCCACCAUAUUCACGUCUUGAAAAGCUGUCCAACGUUCUAACCCGAUUAUUAUGUAGAACUGAAGAACAAGUAAGUUUAAAGUUAUUUUUUUUUUUUAUCACUAUAGUAAAUUGAAAAACAUAUAAUUUGAUCCGCAUCCUAUAUUUUAAUUUUAAACUAAUCGUGAAAUAUUAUACAAUAGUUGACUAUCAUUUUUAAAAAUUUAGCGAAUCAAUAAUUUAUUUACAUUUUAAAAAUACAUUUAAAUGGUAUAAGGAUAGAAAGGUAAUUCUUUUUUCUAAUUUUGAAAUAAUGGUAUCAUUUGAUAUAGAUAAGUUCCAUAUAGUGAAAAAAGAUGUUUUAGUUAGUUAAUAUUUUAGAUAAUAAUUGGAAGUACUGGUUAAAAAAUAAUGUAGUUUAUACAGCUGAAGACAAGUUUUGCUUUGCUAAUUUUCAAAAAAGCAUACUCUUUCUUUCUUUCCUUGUGCCAUUCAACUGAAUUACAAAUUAUUAUAAUAUUCGUGUAGCAUUUAAUGAAUUGGGUGCAUAAAAAAUAACCACUAGACCCUCUAAACUCCAUCAACCAAUCAAAAUAUAAAUUUAACAGUUUUUUAAAUUACUGAUGUUUUAGGUACUAAGGGAAUUUGCAGUCAAUUUGUUGCACUACUUAGCAGCUGCAGACAGCAGUAUGGCUCGUACAAUAGCUCUUCAAAGCCCGUGCGUUUCAUUACUAGUGGCGUUUAUUGAACAGACUGAACAGAACGCAUUGAGUGUGGUCAACACUCAUGGGCUGAAUGCUCUUCGUGAUAACCCAGAUUCAAUGGGAACUAGUCUGGAUAUGUUAAGGAGAGCAGCACGCAUUCUGUUGCUGUUAUCCAGACAUCCUGAUAACCGACCGUUGUUCCUGCAACAAGAGCAGAGACUGUUGUCAUUAGUUAUGAGUCAGAUACUCGACCAGCAAGUAGCAGCUCUCAUAUCACGUGUCCUAUUCCAAUGUUCCAGAAAUACACCGUCUCCUCUCUCCCAGUAACUAUUAUAACGAAUGCGAUCUUUUUUUUCUUCCAGACUUUCUCGUUUUACGUUAUAACAGUUCUUUUAUUAUUUACUACAAACUAUUUUUUUUAUUAUUAUUUAUUUAUUAUUGAAUCAUCGAUUAAAAUAGUUUUAGACUAUUUUACACAAACUAAAAAUUUCAGGAUCUUAUGUUUUGAAUCAGUUGGAUAAAAAAAAAAUCUACAAAAUAUGAACUAUAUAAUUAUAUAAAAAAAUUUAAUUAAAAUCCUUAGACAAAUCAAACAAAGAGACUGACCGUGUGAUUGUUUUUAGAAUUUUUUUCAAGCUAAUCAAUAAUGUUAAUUCCUUAAUUAUGAGGUUUUGUUAAUAUUAUUUAUAUUAUAGCCUAUAAAUAGUUAACAUUUCCGUGUUAAACAUUGUGUUGUAAAUUAACACUUUUUUUUUUUAAAAGAAUUGUACAUUAUAUCCCAAAUAAAAUAUUGUGGGGGUUAUUAUUAAUUAGUCAAAACUGAUACUUAAAAAAUGUAACAUUGAUUUUUAUUUAUUAUUUUUUUUUUAAUAUUUCAAAAAAAAAAAAAAAAAAAUAUUUUAUACUUUGUACUAUGUAUAUAUAGAGAAUAAUAUUAAUAUUGAUAAUGUUGUAAGUGUGUUUAUUUUUAUUUAUUUUUUAAUUUAUCUCGACCUGAAAUAAGAAUGUUAAGUUGCCUCAAAAUGAAUUGUAAGUAGACUACUAAUAAAUAAUGUAAUAUUAAACAUUUUAUUAUAAAAUAAUGAUAAUUGUUAUUAUUAUUUAAUAUAAAUGCAUAUACAUACAUACAUAUAUAUAUAUAUAUAAUAUAUAUAUAAAUAAAUAAUAUAUAUACUUUUUUUUUACAAAGAAAACAAUUUUUUUGUUUUAUUUAGAUUAUGGUAUAUUUAUAUAAAUAUAUACAUACAUGUAUAUAUAUGUUUUUAGUGUAUUGCAAUUGAAUUGACAUGUUGUAAAUAAUUAUCUUGCGUGAAUAUUUUUGUCAUGUACAGUUAAGUAUUUUCUUUUUGUACAAAAACUGAAGACUACAUACAACAAUUCGUAAUUUGUAGAUGUCAGGCAUGAAUUAAGUUAAAAAUAAAUGGUUGACAUUAUUAAAAAAAAUUAAAUGAAAAAAAUUGUUGUUUUAUUUUUUAUUUUUAAAUUUAUCAUUGAGGUAUACAUCAUUUUGGUGAACUUUGAAGAAUGUUUAUUACAUUGUUUAAAGUAUAUAAACUAAUUAUAUAACAGAUUAACAUACAAAUUACAAUAUACAAUUUUGCCAAGCUUACUAAGUAGGAUUUAAUUGAACAAUACAUAUAUAUAAAUAUGAAAAAAAUGCAAUUAAAAUUAUACAACUAAUACUAAUUAUGAUAAAGUUGGUUCGCCUGGUUUCCAAUCAGCAGGGCAUAACGUUUCCGUUUCGUCUGUAUAUUGAAAAGCUUCCAACAGUCUUAAUAUUUCACUGAUAUUGCGACCCACAGGCAGAUCAUUAAUUGUCACAUGUCUUAAAAUACCUCUCAUAUCAAUUAUAUAAUGAGCUCUAAAAAAUAGAUUAGAUGAGAAUUUGAUGCAAUGAAUUAAACUUUAAAUUAAAUUUUAAUUACCUGAGAGAAUGGCCAAGUUCAGAUAAAUAACAUCCAUAACUUUUACUGAUGGCAUGAGUUGGAUCUGAUAAAAGUGGCAUUUUAGGUAUGGCGAUCCCUCCAUCAGAUCUUAAUGUACGGGACCAUGCUUGGUGUGAUAGGUAUGAAUCCACAGAACAUGCAACUACUUCAGUGUUUAAUGCUCUAAAUUCAGAUACUCUAUCACUCAGGGCAAUUAGUUCACUCGGACAAAUUCUAGAACUAUUUAUACAAAUAUAAAACAUUAUAAGAGCGUUAUUAUUACUAUAUAAAGAUUUAUAAAUCCUAUAUGAAAAACGAAUUUAGUUGUUCAAUUCAUAUUAAUAUUCACUUAAAUUUUAGAUUGAGGAAUUUUAAUAGAAAUAGUAAUAUUUUAUUUUAUGUAGCCCAAAUGCGAAACCGUGAACUUAAUUAUAGUUAACACGGUAUUAGUAUGGGCAGAUAUUAUAUAUUAGUAUUAUCCAAUUAUAAAUUUUUCUAUGUAUAAAUGUAAUAUAUUUAGCCUUAACGGAGUGAUCAAUACAUAUGAAUGCAAAUCUAAUACACAUAAAGCUAAUUUAUAUUUCCCAAAAGCGAAGCCGUGAAUUCAAUUAUAAAUGAACACGGUAUUAGUAUGGGCAAAUAUUAUAGACUAGUAAUGUCCAAUUGUUAACUUAUUAAAUAAUAUAAAAGUAAUAUGUUUAGCUUUAACAGAGUGAUCAAUACAUAUGAAUGCAAAUCUAAUACACGUAGAGCUAAUUUAUAUUUCCCAAAAGCGAAGCCGUGAAUUCAAUUAUAGACAAACACGGUAUUAGUAUGGGCACUAAAAUGGUUUUUAAUUUCCCCCCUAACCAUAUUAUAACAAAAAGAGGAUUGAGCUCUAUUUAUUUUAAGUUU